This is a messenger RNA of Tetrahymena thermophila SB210, 921 nucleotides long. RefSeq lists its product as hypothetical. Lineage: Eukaryota; Ciliophora; Oligohymenophorea; Hymenostomatida; Tetrahymenidae. The record is from RefSeq and is a predicted model, not a curated record. The transcript is spliced from 8 exons.
AUGGAAAAUUAUUAUUUUAUAUAAAAUUAAUUUUAUAUAAUUUUAUUGAAUUUCAAAUUAAGCUUCAGAAUUAUAAAUUAGAAAGCAAAAAGAAUAAAUAUUUUAUAAUAAAAUCACUAAAAACUAAAAAAAAUAUAAAAGAAAUUAAUUUGUUUUUAUAAAAAUUUAAUUGUUUAAAAAUUAUUUUAACAAUAUUUAUUAAAUAUAUUUUUUAAACAAAAUUAGCAAAAAAUUAGGGAAAAUACAAGCAAUUAAUUGAAAAAAAUGAAUGACGUUUAAGAUUUAGUUAUUAAAGAAAUAAUAUAAUAAAAUGAUUAUUUAGUUGAAUUUUAAGAAUAGCAUAGUCUAUUUGAAAGUAUAUCAAAUAUCAAAUUUGAUUUUAGCAAAAUAUUAGCUAAAAAAAAAGUACUUCUCAAUUAACUUCUUGAAGUUUUAAUGAAUACUACCAAUUUAAAAAUAUUUUCAAUCAUUAUUUAAUCACUUUAAAUAAAGCCUUUAGAAAUGCUUAGCUUAUGUAAUUUUUUACAAUCAAAAAAUUAGAUGCUUGAACUUGAGCUUUAACUAGAGGAUUGUAAUUUAAAUUUUAAUUAAAUAUAAAACUUGUCAAAUUCUUUAUCUGGAUUUAAUUAAUUGAAAAAGUUAAUAUUAGAUGUAAGUGAAUCUUUUAUACAAUCUAAAGGAUUGAUCUAUAUUGGAAAAGCAAUUUAAAAUUUGCCUUAGUUAUUACACUUAACUUUAAAAGUCUGGUAUUGCUAGAUAGAAUUGGAAGGUUUUAUUGAUUUUGCAUUAAAAUUGUUUGAAGUAAAAUCACUUAGAGUGUUAAAUUUUGAUUUUGGAUGGAAUUUGUAUGACAACACUUAAUAACAGCUUGUAAAAAAUCUAUUGAAAAAAUAAAGGAGAUUAGUAAAUUGUGCUUACUGA